This is a messenger RNA of Dromiciops gliroides (monito del monte), 3202 nucleotides long. It is a transcript of the gene STRIP1, whose product is annotated as striatin interacting protein 1. The transcript has 21 exons. Bases 7 to 2541 code for a protein of 844 amino acids. Gene Ontology annotation, biological process: cytoskeleton organization. Lineage: Eukaryota; Metazoa; Chordata; Mammalia; Microbiotheria; Microbiotheriidae. The record is from RefSeq and is a predicted model, not a curated record. Gene Ontology annotation, cellular component: cytosol.
ACCAAGAUGGAGCCGGGAGGCGGUGGGCCAGGCCCUCUGAUCGUGAACAACAAGCAGCCUCAGCCGCCGCCGCCGCCGCCCCCGGCGUCCCCGCAGCCCCAGGCCGUGGCCCCGCGGACCCCCGCCGGCGGGGGCGGGGGCGGCGGGGGCGUCCUGCCGGGGGGCAAAGGGCGGGAGUUCAACCGCAACCAGCGCAAGGAUUCGGAGGGCUAUUCUGAGUCCCCAGACUUAGAAUUUGAAUAUGCUGAUACAGAUAAGUGGGCUGCAGAACUCUCAGAACUUUAUAGCUACACGGAAGGGCCUGAGUUCCAGAUGAACCGAAAAUGCUUUGAGGAAGACUUCAGGAUCCAUGUGGCAGAUAAGAAGUGGACCGAACUGGACAUUAACCAGCACCGUACCCAUGCCAUGAGGCUCCUGGAUGGCUUAGAAGUCACUGCCAGGGAGAAGAGGCUCAGAGUGGCCCGAGCGAUCCUCUAUGUUGCCCAAGGUACCUUUGGGGAGUGCACCUCUGAAUCUGAAGUUCAGUCGUGGUCUAGGUACAAUGUCUUCCUGCUCCUGGAGGUGGGCACAUUCAAUGCUUUGGUGGAGCUGCUGAACAUGGAGAUCGACAACAGUGCGGCCUGCAGCAACGCUGUGAGGAAGCCCGCCAUCUCCCUGGCCGACAGCACCGACCUGAGGGUGCUGCUCAAUAUCAUGUACCUGAUUGUUGAGACCGUUCACCAAGAAUGUGAGGGUGAUAAAGCUGACUGGAAGACCAUGAGGCAGACUUUCCGAGCAGAGCUAGGCUCUCCCCUGUACAACAACGAGCCCUUCUCCAUCAUGCUCUUUGGGAUGGUGACCAAGUUCUGCAGUGGACAUGCGCCUCACUUUCCCAUGAAGAAGGUUCUUUUGCUUCUCUGGAAAACAGUAUUGUGCACACUCGGGGGCUUCGAGGAGCUCCAGAGCAUGAAGGCAGAAAAGCGUGAGAUCUUGGGCCUUCCCCCUCUGCCCGAAGACAGCAUCAAAGUGAUUCGCAACAUGAGGGCGGCCUCCCCCCCAGCUUCUGCCUCCGACCUCAUUGAACAGCAGCAGAAACGGGGUCGUCGAGAGCACAAGGCUCUCAUAAAACAAGACAACCUCGAUGCAUUCAAUGAGCGGGAUCCAUAUAAGGCCGAUGACUCCCGUGAGGAGGAAGAGGAGAAUGAUGACGACAACAGCCUAGAGGGAGAGACAUUCCCCCUUGAGCGGGAUGAGGUGAUGCCUCCCCCCGUGCAGCACCCUCAGACAGAUCGACUCACCUGCCCCAAGGGGCUGCCUUGGGCCCCCAAGGUGAGAGAAAAAGACAUUGAGAUGUUCCUAGAAUCCAGCCGAAGUAAAUUCAUUGGCUACACACUCGGGAGUGACACAAACACAGUGGUGGGGCUGCCCAGACCCAUUCAUGAGAGCAUCAGGACUCUGAAGCUGCACAAGUACACGUCAAUCGCAGAAGUCCAAGCCCAGAUGGAGGAAGAAUACCUUCGCUCUCCCCUCUCGGGGGGAGAAGAGGAAGUGGAACAAGUCCCUGCAGAAACCCUCUACCAAGGUCUCCUCCCUAGUCUGCCUCAGUACAUGAUCGCCCUGCUGAAGAUCCUGCUGGCUGCUGCUCCGACCUCCAAAGCCAAAACAGACUCCAUUAACAUCCUGGCUGACGUCCUACCUGAGGAGAUGCCAACCACUGUGUUACAGAGCAUGAAGCUGGGGGUGGAUGUGAACCGCCACAAAGAGAUCAUCGUGAAGGCCAUUUCUGCGGUAUUGCUGCUGCUACUCAAGCACUUCAAGCUGAACCACGUCUACCAGUUUGAGUACAUGGCCCAACAUCUUGUGUUUGCCAACUGCAUUCCUUUGAUUCUGAAGUUCUUCAAUCAAACCAUCAUGUCGUACAUCACUGCCAAAAACAGUAUUUCCGUUUUGGAUUACCCUUACUGUGUGGUUCAUGAACUGCCAGAGCUGACAGCAGAGAGUUUGGAAGCCGGCGACAAUAACCAGUUCUGCUGGCGAAACCUCUUCUCUUGUAUCAAUUUGCUUCGGAUCUUGAACAAGCUGACAAAAUGGAAGCACUCCAGGACCAUGAUGCUGGUGGUCUUCAAGUCAGCGCCCAUCCUGAAGCGGGCCUUGAAGGUAAAGCAAGCCAUGAUGCAGCUUUAUGUGCUCAAGCUGCUCAAGGUUCAGACCAAGUAUCUGGGGCGCCAGUGGCGGAAGAGCAACAUGAAGACCAUGUCGGCCAUCUACCAAAAAGUCCGACACCGGCUGAACGAUGACUGGGCCUAUGGAAAUGAUCUGGAUGCCCGACCCUGGGACUUCCAGGCGGAAGAGUGCGCUCUUCGGGCCAACAUUGAGCGCUUCAACUCUCGGCGCUAUGACCGGACCCACAACAACCCCGACUUCCUGCCUGUGGAUAACUGCCUGCAGAGUGUCCUGGGCCAGCGGGUGGACCUUCCGGAGGACUUCCAGAUGAACUAUGACCUCUGGCUGGAAAGGGAGGUUUUCUCCAAGCCUAUCUCUUGGGAAGAGCUGCUGCAGUGAGGUUUUUUUUGCCCAAAGCUCCUGGCGCCAGGCCCCAUGUCCCAGGUUGCCGCAGUGCUGCUUCUUCUCCUGCAGGUGGCAGUGUGGCUUUGUGCACCAUCUUCACAGAUUCAUCAUGGCAGAACUCCAGGCCCCGGCCUGAUGCGGGGACAUUUCCAGGCUUGGCUUCUUUCUUGGUGGUAGUUUCCCAGUGUCCUGCCCAGGAGGGCCGUUGUUCUGCACAUCAGGAGGGAGCCCCAGGCCAACAUGUGCUGGGAGCAGAGCCCUCUGGCCCCUUCCCACGGCAUCCUCCAGAUUUCAGGUGUAAUCCACCAGCUCCGCCAAAACACUAAGCAUGGUGAUCUGCCUGGGAGAGGGGGGCAAGGUCAUCCAGGAAAGCACUGUCGGGCUCUUUGCUCUCAGACUCAUCUCCAGCUUCCUCCUCACUUCCCUCCAGCAGCUCCUGCAGAGGCCUGGACGCUGCUGCCUUAGCACGUCUGCCCUGGACGGGGUCAGGGUGGGAAACAGACAUUACCUUCAGACGGGGGCACUGUCUCCCCCCUCUAUUUGCAAUGUCCUGUACAUAUCUAUAUAUAUAUCUAUCUAUCUAUCUAUCUAUAUAUAUAUAUAUAUAAAAUAUAUGUGUGUUCUGUUGUGUAACUCUGGGGUUUUAAAUGUAUUU